AAGAAGAGCCUUUAGCUUUAAGCCCCAACAAUCCUUACAUUAAAAAUAAAAAUUACAAAAUAACUGUGGAAACAGCAACAACUGAACCAUUUACAAUUGGUAUAGAAUUAGAUAAAGAUACAAAAAUGGAGCCAGUAAUCUCUGAGACAGAGAUUACAAUUAUCAGCUCAAAUACUAACCAAAUAUCCGAAGUUUCUUAA
Molecule: messenger RNA, 200 nt
Organism: Ambispora leptoticha
Lineage: Eukaryota; Fungi; Glomeromycota; Glomeromycetes; Archaeosporales; Ambisporaceae
Source: the annotation of a GenBank genome assembly